CAUACGCUUCGCAAUCCUCAGACGGAAUCAAGAAGCAGCAGGACUGGAAGAGUAGACAAGCAGAGCUCAAAAAUUGAUCAUUUUCCAGACAGGGAGUGCAAGUUAAUUUGCAGGUCAUUCGCACAGAGAGCACUUGUUACAGGAGGGUAAUAUACAUGGCGGGUCUUGCUGUGCGGUCGCUGGCCGGCGGCAGCCUCGUGCUGCCGGCCGCGUCGAGGUCGCGCCGCCGGAGCGUGCUGCUCUGCGCCCGUGCGAGCCUUCGCGGCGUCGUCAGCAGUAGUACCACUACCACCAGCACGUCGGACCGGCGUCAGCUGGCCGUCAGCAUCGACGAGCUCAGGCUGGGCCGGGACGACCCCGUCGUGACGAUCCACACGGCGCCAGCUGCUCCGGAGGAAGACGGCGGCAAAGCUGUCGAGAAGCUCCGGGCGAUCGCGGAGGCGGCGGCGGACCGGGCGGAGAUGCACGACAUCAUCGGCAGGCAGCGGGACAACUGGAACCACCUGCUGCUCCACUCCACCAACUCCCUCACGCUCGCCGCCUCCGCCAUGGCCGCCCUCGCGCCCGCCGCCCCGAACAUGGUCGCGCUCAAGGCAUCCGCGGGGGUCCUCCUGGCCACGGCCGCCGUCACCAUGGCGGCCGUCAACAAGAUCCAGCCCUCGCAGCUCGCCGAGGAGCAGCGCAACGCCACCAGGCUCUGGAGGGAGCUCGAGCGCGGGGUCCGCGCCCAGCUCGCGCACACGGUGACCACAGAGGCUGAUGUCGAGGACGCCAUGGAACGGGUGCUCGCGCUCGACGCCGCGUAUCCGCUGCCGCUGCUCCCCGUCAUGCUCGAGAAGUUCCCCAAGACCGUCGAGCCGGCCCGCUGGUGGCCCAAGAAGAAGCCCGCCGUGCAGAAGUCCUCCAGGAGCUUCGGCCCGGCCCGCCGCGGCAGUUCAUCCGGCAACGGCUGGACGCAGGAGCUCGAGGAAGAGAUGCGAGGCAUCGUGCGGGUGAUCAAGGCCAAGGACGAGCAGGAGUUCCUGUCGGUGGGCAAGCUGGUGCUGGGCCUCAACAAGGGCCUGGCCCUUGCCGGCCCGGCUCUGGCCGGCACCGCGGCGCUCGCGACCAUCUUCAUCGGCACCGGCGCGGACUCUGGGCCAACAUCGUGGGCGUCGGGCGCGGCCGUGGUCGGCGGCGCGCUGGCGGCGGCGGUGAACACGAUGGAGCACGGCGGGCAGCUGGGCAUGGUGUUCGAGCUGCUCCGCAACUGCGCCGGGUUCUACCGCAAGAUCCAGGAGGACAUCGAGGCGGCCCUGGCCGAGCCCGACGUGGAGCGGAGGGAGAGCGGCGAGGUGUUCGCGACCAAGAUUGCGCUCAAGCUCGGCCGGAGCGUGUCCGACCUCAAGCAGUUCGGGAAGAUGGCAUCAGCGUCCGUCAGGGACGAGGACAUCAAAUAUUUUGCUGGGAAACUUUUCUAGAUGACUAAAAGGGGAUCUAGUCGUGUAGUGUUGACUACCGUACAUGCAACUAAUGAACAAAGGAAAUACUAACAUAUAUAGGAUGCCGUUUUAAUUGGUUCUAAACAAUUCCUUCUCUUAGCCGGCUUAGAUUUUUUUUUUCAUUUUUCGGUCCACAGUACUGAUGCUCGCUGAUUCUUCAAUCUUCAUCUACUCUUAAAUUAAAACGAGGUAGUUUCACAUUUUAGAAAUCCACAUGAAACUUCAGAUCUAGAAAAGUUGCAUGAUUUAGAUCUAUGAUGACACUUUUUUGUGUAAGUCUGCGUAGUCUUCCGGAAAUGCAAAUUGGUUAAUUUAGACA
Molecule: messenger RNA, 1800 nt
Organism: Brachypodium distachyon (stiff brome)
Lineage: Eukaryota; Viridiplantae; Streptophyta; Magnoliopsida; Poales; Poaceae
Product: probable F-box protein At4g22030
Exons: 1
Coding region: 156-1460 (434 amino acids)
Source: RefSeq, a predicted model, not a curated record